CCUGACGCCACGUUUAGUUCAGUAGCUGGGAGACGAGCGUCGGUUCAACUGGUCUGAUAAGUCAAACGCUGCAAACGUUUUCACAGUACUUUCAGCAGCUAUACGAUGGGCAAAUCAAAUGUUCAGGUCGUGGAUGGAGGACUUUGAGUAUAAGAACUUUCAUUUGCUACAUCAAGACAUUUUGGUUCAACUUUUAUCUUAAUAAGUAGAGUGAGGAAGGGAGAGUCAUCAUGGCUGCGAGAGUCUUCACUCAAAUGACCAGUAGGCGCCAACUUAUGGAACUUGCUGACAGCCUCAUGGCGGACCUACCCUACUCGGCCACCAUGUACAACAACCUGCUCCUACAUGCUCGAGGGUGGCUGUCCACGACCAGGUUCUACACCUUGCCCACCCAACCACCCUCUCACACCCUCUUGUGGCAGAAUACGAACGUGCCCUCCAGUAUUGCCGUCUACUGCCAGGAAGCGGAAUUCGAACAACUGAUAGUGGCGCUGAGGGAGACGCCUCUAUUGGACUGGCAACGACGUCUGAAGAUCUAUCAUGAUCCUCACUACCUGGUUGAGCCGCUGAAGAUGCUGGCCCAAGAGCUGGGGAGCUCCCUCGUCUAUUGGGAACCAACUUACACAUUUACUUACCGCCCUAACAUGGAUACUGAACUCCUCAGGAACAAGCCUGGAUUCCGUGUCUGUAAACUUGUCAAAACUGGGCUCCAACACCUGCUGGAGAGGAGCCUCUUUAACAAGACCCAACCGCUGGAGUCCACGUGGAGACUAUCGCAGCAUCUGCCAUCUGUUGGAGUGUUCCUCGACUCGAGCGUGACUAAGGACACCUCUCGACCCCCAGCACCUGCCCUACUCCGAAAAUGAGGAAACACCUGUCUCCUGGAUGUCACCGACCAUGUAUGGAAGCAUCGGCAUGUUGGGGACGGACGACAGCUACAGGAAUCUGGGGCUCGGUAGACUGGUAAUCAAGGUCAUGGGGAGGCUAUAUGCUUGCCAGGGCUUCAUUCCUAAUGCCCACGUCAACUACGACAACCCGUCUUCUAUAGCAACGUUCAGCAAGAUACCAGGCUGGGAAAACACUCACACUGCCGUCUGGAUGGCCUUCGAGCAGACAAAUGGAAUCAGUGAAAUAUCACAGGACAAAGAUCCCCAAUUACUAUAACAAAAUAUAUUUUAUAAGU
This is a messenger RNA of Procambarus clarkii (red swamp crayfish), 1183 nucleotides long. Lineage: Eukaryota; Metazoa; Arthropoda; Malacostraca; Decapoda; Cambaridae. The record is from RefSeq and is a predicted model, not a curated record.